UCUGCAUAGCAAUGAUAGGAGAGACCAUGUGAGGUUAUGACAGAGCCAAGUGACUUGGUGUAUAGCGAGAAUAGGAGAGGGCCUAGAACAGAGCCCUGGGGGACACCAGUGGUGAGAGCGCGUGGUGAGGAGACAGAUUCUCGCCACGCCACCUGGUAGGAGCGACCUGUCAGGUAAGACGCAAUCAAGCGUGGGCCGCGCCGGAGAUGCCCAACUCGGAGAGGGUGGAGAGGAGGAUCUGAUGGUUCACAGUAUCGAAGGCAGCCGAUAGGUCUAGAAGGAUGAGAGCAGAGGAGAGAGAGUUAGCUUUAGCAGUGCGGAGCGCCUCCGAGAGAAGAGCAGUCUCAGUUGAAUGACUAGUCUUGAAACCUGACUGAUUUGGAUCAAGAAGGUCAUUCUGAGAGAGAUAGCGGGAGAGCUGGCCAAGGACGGCACGUUCAAGAGUUUUGGAGAGAAAAGAAAGAAGGGAUACUGGUCUGUAGUUGUUGACAUCGGAGGGAUCGAGUGUAGGUUUUUUCAGAAGGGGUGCAACUCUCGCUCUCUUGAAGACGGAAGGGACGUAGCCAGCGGUCAGGGAUGAGUUGAUGAGCGAGGUGAGGUAAGGGAGAAGGUCUCCGGAAGUGGUCUGGAGAAGAGAGGAGGGGAUAGGGUCAAGCGGGCAGGUUGUUGGGCGGCCGGCCGUCACAAGACGCGAGAUUUCAUCUGGAGAGAGAGGGGAGAAAGAGGUCAGAGCACAGGGUAGGGCAGUGUGAGCAGAACCAGCGAUAAAUGAUAAGGAUGUUAAGCUUGAAAGGGCUGGUAACUGUGACAGCAUGGAAUUCAAAGGAGGCGAUAGACAGAUGGGUAAGGGGAGAAAGAGAGAAUGACCACUUGGGAGAGAUGAGGAUCCCGGUGCCACCACCCCACUGACCAGAAGCUCUCGGGGUGUGCGAGAACACGUAUGGGAGUCUAACAGUGAAACAGUUCAUUCAGCCUCAUUUACUGCAUUAAAAAAAACAUAGCUGAUAUGGCUGACUUGCUUAAACAAAUGUGGUUUCUACUGACAAUUGAGAUGUACAAACUAUGGCAUAAGGGACAGUCUUUUGUCAGACAUAUAUACUUGUACGGGAGUACAGACGGCAGCAUUAUCUUUAGCCUUAGAUUUUUACCCAUUCUAUGCAUGUAUGUUGUGAAAUGUAACGAUUUUGUAUUUCAUGUUUAAUGUGCUUAGUUAGCUGUCGGUCAUUUAAAAAAUGGCGUUGUUGCUUCAUUAGUAUGCCUCGGGUAUAAUGGUACAAUAGUACACUCUAAUACAUAUUGGGCACUUAUUAGCAGAUUAUUAUUGUAUUGUUGUACAACAUUUACAAAAACGAAAUGUGAGUCUUUUGAAAAUAUUAACAUUUAUUGUACAAUGUGUUUUUUUGUUGAUGCUUUUACUCGUGAGUUUGUUCAGAGCGUGAUGAGGAGAGGCAAAUAUACUUGUAUGGGAGUCCAGACGGCAGCAUGAACUUUUGUCUUGUAUUUGUACACAUUCCAUGCAGUCGUUAAAAGAGAGACAACCGGCAGAAUUGUGUCCAGAUCCUUGUCUUCCAUUUACAUCUUACCAGAACAACUCGCAGAAAGGUAUCGGUACAGAGCCGGUUACACUGGCAUGCAUCUAACAUUUUUUUGUUGUUUGCCACACCAAGAUUUACAUGCUAAAAUCGCCACUGCCCAAGGGUGAUUUCACUGGGAGGCCCCUGUAAUAAUCAUAUGUGUAAACAUACUGAAAUAUAAUUGGAUGCAUUUUACCGCCGUAUCAUACUGUGCUAUGAUUGGUUAAGACCACCCAGAUGGUUAGGUCAUGGUCAGUUGAUCAUGGUUGGAGAUAAGUGAACAUGCAGUUGUAGCUAGCUAAUAAAGAGCUACGUUAGAAAUGUCCUGUAGUAAUGCAUUUUAUUAUUUUGUACAAAGCGUGCAAAACAAGACACAGGUCAGUGAGCAGGUCUGAAGAGAAAGAUCCAGAAAGGAUGAGUUUUAUUAAGUUCGGAUUUAGUGCUUUUAUUGCUAUGGUUAUUAAUUGUCUGCACUGAUGUAAAUCCCAGAAAAUAGAUGUGGUAGUGUCAGCAGCUGUUGGCCUGUAGUAGGAUCUAGUAGGGCGAAAGUAUUGGUAUAAAGGUGUAUGUAUAUAUGUAGCGUUAGAUAGUGGUGAGAUUUAUUUCCCCCUUAUUUUCUGUGACAUAUUGUGCAAUUCACACUCCGACCUGUAAAAGUCAGCAACACAGCGUCAAGUCUGCCGAAAACUCACCGGAAGAUGAAGUAAACGGAAGCAGAGAGGAUGAGUCGAAGCGAAAGGAUUUACGCCGCCCAAAAUCGGUCCUCGUGAGAUAAGGUUUAGUAGUGUCGAAAUACGUGAAACUUAUUCAAUCGAAUAUAAGUUUCGUAAUGUUUAGGCUAUUUGAAAUUUACGGAUAUAAGUGGACGCACGUGGAAUUCAGGCAACUGAUAAAUACGACUUAGUUGUGUAUAAUCUUUACGGAAAUGAAGUGUCCAAGAACAAUUUCCACGUUCGCAUUGUUAUUUAGGCGUGUAUUAACACCCAACUAAAAAUAUUACUAAUUUGACUGCAUAGCAUCACAUACUUAAUUCGCAUUGGAGACAUAACUUGGUUGAUAUAUGUUAUCUAGGUAACACUGGCUAGCUGCUAACAAUGGCUAACUGUAUGGUUUUUCACACUCAAAUAGCCUCCAUCAUGGAGGUGUUAGCGAAUGCAGCCGUGGCAGAGAUCUGUAAACUCGUAGACGACGACUAUGCAGUGUUUCGUUUGGAAAUAACUCAAAGCCAGAAAGAAAACAGGGCAUUGCGGAGGAAACUACUGGAACUGAAGGUGGCACGGGAGCGCGCAGAGAGGACAAUGCGAGAGCGCGUCCUCGCCAGUCGGCCAAGUAUCAAGAUCCUUGACAGAUACAGAGGAAUAGCAAGAGGUGAAGGACAUCUCACUGGAGGCCACAGGAACUUUGUGAAGCCAUCGGGACCCAAUACAUUGAGAGAUGACCAACCAAUCACUGUUGAUGAGGGGAAUGGAGCCUCAACCCAGCACAUUAUCGUGAUCGAGUCUGCAGAAGUUGCAGGUUCUGGGGUCAAGCAGGAGAGGUCUGAAGGAGAGGAGGACACACUGCAAAUCCAGACUGGAUUGGCUGGAGCUCCCCCUGUAGCCACGGAUGAACCCGACACCACCCCAGCGCAGACCAAGACCCGAUGCAGUGUGACGGAGGUCAGUGGAACGCUGAACACCGUCCUCAAGUCAGAGACCGACACAGAGACCUUAACUGUAACACAUAGGCUUUUACCCACAGGAUCUGACCAAAUGUCAGACCCAGAGAGACUGGGGCUGGGGAGACUGGGCUGCACUCCUGCUCCCGCCUCAGAGUAUUUACUUUAUGGAAACCCGAGCCCGAGGACGGUUCAUUCCCAUCCGGACUCAGGUGGCGCGUCAGAGACUGGUAAUGAUCCGUCUUGUUCUUACACUUCAGAGAUGGACCCUAGCAACAUUCCGUUGGUUUUAGAGUCACAGACUGAUCUGUCUAGACGGGAUUGGAACCAGUGCAGUAGAAGUGUAUACUCUGAAGGGUGCCUAUAUAAAGCAGGGGAGGGUAUGGCCGUAGAUGAAGUGACUGUGAAAGUGGAGGGCGACAUUCCUCCCACAUGGAAUGUAGAUAGUCUCCUAGGAGAUGGACACUCACAGGGCAGAUAUUUCUUAGAUUACAGGGAAAGCUUGGAGACAAAUCCAAAUGUCGCUACCCACUACCCUUUACACACGCUCAGGGAUCGCGACCCUUUGUCCACGUCGAUGGGGCCUUCUGAUUCACAUGGCAGCGUCCUCUUCGAUCAGGUAUUGAACUCAAAUGACAGGACUAGAGCCCAGGAUCAGAGAGGGGAAGCUACAUCAGGCAAUAGCAAAGAUAAACGGUUCCUCUGCAUGUUCUGUAACAAAGGCUUCAGCUGCCCCCAGAAGGUGGAGAUCCACCAGAGGGUACACACGGGGGAGAAACCCUACAGCUGUACCCAGUGUCACAUGCGCUUCACCCAGGCUGGCAACCUGAAGAGGCACCAGAGGGUGCACACUGGGGAGAAACCCUAUGGCUGUACCCAGUGCCACAUGCGCUUCGCCCAGGCCGGUCACUUGAAGAUGCACCUAAAGGUCCACACGGGAGAGCGGCCGUUCACUUGUACACACUGCGGGAAGAGGUUUUCAGAGAGGAGCUACCUCAGGAUACACCAGCAGAAAAAACACUCCACUCUAUAACAUAGAAAGUAACCAUUCCACUCGAUAGCUUCUGAGGUUUAGAAUAACAGGAGUAACAGAUUUCAGGUGUUGAAUAUUCCUGGGUAGAAUGUUGCAUCCAGACAUUGGCAUAUAUAAGCCUACAAAUCUGUUACAUAUUGUGUUUGUACUGGGCUAUAUGAUGUUCACGAAUGCCUAUUUCAUUACUUCCAUUAGACUACUCUUUUUUUUCUUCCCCAAGACACUUUUAAUGAGAAAAUGAGUGCAGUUUAUCAAGUUCAUGCCUAAUGUUUUGUUGAUGUACAGUGGGGCAAAAGAUUAUUUUCUGUCUCUCACAGACCUGUAACUUCUUUAAGAGGCUCCUCUGUCCUCCACUCGUUACCUGUAUUAAUGGCACCUGUUUGAACUUGUUAUCAGUAUAAAAGACACCUGUCCACAACCUCAAACAGUCACACUCCAAACUCCACUAUGGCCAAGACCAAAGAGCUGUCAAAGGACACCAGAAACAAAGUUGUAGACCUGCACCAGGCUGGGAAGACUGAAUCUGCAAUAGGUAAGUAGCUUGGUUUGAAGAAAUCAACUGUGGGAGCAAUUAUUAGGAAAUGGAAGACAUACAAGACCACUGAUAAUCUCCCUCGAUCUGGGGCUCCACGCAAGAUCUCACCCCGUGGGGUCAAAAUGAUCACAAGAACGGUGAGCAAAAAUCCCAGAACCACAUGGGGGGACCUAGUGAAUGACCUGCAGAGAGCUGGGACCAAGUAACAAAGCCUACCAUCAGUAACACAAGACGCCGCCAGGGACUCAAAUCCUGCAGUGUCAGACUUGUCCCCCUGCUAAAGCCAGUACAUGUCCAGGCCCAUCUGAAGUUAGCUCGAGAGCAUUUGGAUGAUCCAGAAGAAGAUUGGGAGAAUGUCAGAUGAAACCAAAAUAUAACUUUUUGGUAAAAACUCAACUCUUCGUGUUUGGAGGACAAAGAAUGCUGAGUUGCAUCCAAAGAACACCAUACCUACUGUGAAGCAUGGGGGUGGAAACAUCAUGCUGUGGGGCUGUUUUUCUGCAAAGGGACCAGGACGACUGAUCCGUGUAAAAGAAAGAAUGAAUGGGUCCAUGUAUCGUGAGAUUGGGAGUGGGAGAACUUGCACAAUUGGUGGCUGACUGAAUACUUUUUUGCCCCACUGUAUGUGUGGUUUUCCUAUGGUGUAUUUAAGUUGUUUGUUUAAUAAACACCAAAUUUGACUUCA
This is a messenger RNA of Oncorhynchus keta (chum salmon), 5484 nucleotides long. RefSeq names its product zinc finger protein with KRAB and SCAN domains 1-like. Gene Ontology annotation, cellular component: nucleus. The transcript is spliced from 3 exons. Lineage: Eukaryota; Metazoa; Chordata; Actinopteri; Salmoniformes; Salmonidae. The record is from RefSeq and is a predicted model, not a curated record. The coding region runs from base 2669 to 4264 and encodes 531 amino acids.